Messenger RNA from Rotaria sp. Silwood2, 312 nucleotides. The record is from the annotation of a GenBank genome assembly. Lineage: Eukaryota; Metazoa; Rotifera; Eurotatoria; Philodinida; Philodinidae.
AUGAAAGCAUUUACUUUCGUCUUAUUUUGUUCAUUAUUUUUAAUGAUAUUAUCAAACACUAUCAAUACCGAUCCAUCAUCGAAUGCUGUUAUUGUUUGUCCAGAUGGUAUAUCAGUAUGUCCAUCAACUAGUACUUGUUGUAUAGCAGUUGAUGGUGAUUAUUCAUGUUGUCCAUUGGAAAAAGGUGUUUGCUGUGCAGAUCAUAUACAUUGUUGUCCUGAACAUUAUAAAUGUGAUUUAAAAAUUUUUAAAUGUGAUCGAACAAUUAAUGCAAAUAUGCUGCGAAUGAAACCAUCUUUAAAUGAAAAAUGA